This is a messenger RNA of Naegleria gruberi, 489 nucleotides long. RefSeq lists its product as uncharacterized. The transcript has a single exon. The coding region runs from base 1 to 489 and encodes 162 amino acids. Lineage: Eukaryota; Heterolobosea; Eutetramitea; Acrasida; Naegleriidae. The record is from RefSeq and is a predicted model, not a curated record.
AUGUACUCUCAACCAGGAAUGUAUACUAUGUCUCCACAAAUGAUAGCAGCUGUAGGUGUUGGCUGCAAUGUUACUUCAUCAUCCAAAUAUGAUGAUAAUCACUCUGUGGAAGGUAUUGUCCUUAAUCAAGUUAGAACAGGAGGACUUGCUUCUUCCUGGUGCGCAAAAGAAAAUAAUGUAAAUCAAUGGGUUAAGAUUUAUUUUGGUGGUAACGAUUUCUAUGUCCAUAAGAUUUCUAUCCAAGGUCGUCAUGAAUUCCAACAAUGGGUUACAAAGUUCGGAUUGGAGUACACUGUUGAUGGUAUUAGAUGGGAGAAAGUGCAUGAUGGAAAUCCAGCAGCUUAUCACAUUUUUGCUGGAAACAACGACUGCACCACCGUUGUUGAGCAAAACAUCUACCCUGUCGUGGCUAAGGCUGUUAAAAUUGUUCCUUUAGAAUGGCACGGACAUAUCAGUAUGAGAUGUGAAGUUUUUAUUACAAAGCACUAA